Doryrhamphus excisus (bluestripe pipefish) is the source of this 2481-nucleotide messenger RNA. RefSeq names its product BRF2 general transcription factor IIIB subunit (gene brf2). Gene Ontology annotation, biological process: transcription preinitiation complex assembly; DNA-templated transcription initiation. Gene Ontology annotation, cellular component: nucleus; transcription preinitiation complex. Gene Ontology annotation, molecular function: TBP-class protein binding. NCBI's taxonomy places the organism in Eukaryota, Metazoa, Chordata, Actinopteri, Syngnathiformes, Syngnathidae. The record is from RefSeq and is a predicted model, not a curated record.
GUUGUAUCCACACGGAGCUAUUUUGUCUCCUUAUAGCUUCCGCUGUACUUUCUGGUUCGCCGGCGUGAAUUUUGGAAGUCUGCAAACGUUAACACUACGUUGGCGGUGGUAGUUUACAGAUACCAAACAUGUCUACGGGAAGUUUAAAAUGUCCAGGCUGCGGUUCUUCCAACAUUGUUGACGACGACCUGCACACCCAAAGGCAGCUCAUUUGCGUGGACUGCGGCGCUGUGGUGUCUGAGGGAGCUUUGACCCAUGACACCUUCGAAGGCACAGAUGUGAGCUACAGUCGGACAACAGCUGUGAAUAAAAAGCCCUGUUCAAACCAGAUAAAAGGCCAGCAGCGAGUCAAAGCCAUAUGCCGAGCCCUGCGGGUCAAUGCCGAAAUUGAGACCCUGUCGAGCACCUAUUUCGCACAGGCCUACGAGCAUGAGAAUUUCAUCAAGGUAAGCUUGCAGAAGAAGGAGAACCUGGCUGGCUGCUGCGUGCUGGUCAGCUGCAGGCAGCUCAACUGGCCUGUCACCAUGGGAACCAUCAGCUGCCUGCUGGAGGCUGACACGAUGAUGAUGGGGGCUGUUUACCAGGAGAUGAUCAAGUUUCUCAAGAUCGAGGCACCACUUGUCAAUGUCACCGACGUGAUGGAGGCCCAUUGUCAAGAAUACAAAAUCACCCCAAAUGACGUGCAUGAAGACCUUGCUGAGGACUACAAAAACUUGAACAAACGAGCCUUGGCCUUGGUGGAGCUGGCUGCAGAGUCCUGGAUCGUGACAGGACGCAAACCUGUGCCCUUAAUGAUGGCCAUGGUUUAUCUGGCCUGGCAGUCCUUGAACCCCAACCACGUUCGUCUCAAAGUGAACCUGGAAAAGUUCUGUCUCAUUGCAAAGGUGAGGAAGCACAGAGCCGCACAGACAAGAGUGGCCGAGAUAAAGCGGAUGCUUUGCAAACUAGGCAAGGAGAUCCCUUGGGUCAUGGAUGCAGUCACAUCAGACAAUGUUGUUAGGCACGUGGGGGAUAUCGUGAAGAAUAGGUAUGCUUUGUUACGAAGGGCUUUGAGGACCCAUGAGGUGGCUUUGCAGGAGGAGAUUGAAGAUCCCUCUGAGACUGAAGGUGAGACAAUGUGUGAAAAGGCUGAGCAGACAGACAGGCACAACAAUAAUGGUGAAGCUGAUCAACAUCCACAACCAAACUGGGGGAAGAGGGUGCUUUUUGCCCCUCCGUGCGUGACUCACCCCAAGAAACGGAGAGUACACCCGGCAGGGUUGAAAGACGUGACGGGUGAUGAGGACAUCUCUGACAGUGAAAUCGAGUCAUACAUUCGCACCCCCCGUGAGGCUAGGGAAUUCGCUCUGACACAGGCAGAGUUUGUAACGCAAAGUGAGACCCCCAAAUGAGGCUUUACUCUUUUUUUUGUUGUUGUUCAUACAGUAAUUUCACAAGGUUUGCAAAAAUUAAUGCAAUCCAAUACAAGAGAUGCAACAAAAAAUAACUAGCUUUACAAAGAUAGCAAUGCUCAUUUUUGACUGACACUUUUACGUAGGUGUGCUCGCUUGGUACAUAACCAAUGUCCGCAAAAUUAUGCAGACGUGUAAGAAUUUUUUGUUUGUGACUAAUGCAACCUUUUGUAAAUGUUGUUGGAUUACUGGAUUAACUAUGAAAGUGACUGCAAAUGUAGAUGUUCAUUAAAACUAUUUUUUUAGGAAGAUACACAAGCUGCCAGAAUAAUUUGUGAAUGCACAAUAUUUAAUAUUCCUGAAUUAUUUCAAGACUCAAGCAGCAGACUUUCAAGAAGGAUCAGUCACACUAUUUAAUUGCUAACCUCAAGCAUAAGACAUUUGUCUUUAUUCCUAGCAUCUGUAAUAAUAACAGUAAAUAUAAAUACAUUACAAAGUAGAUGUUCUCACCUUUUAAAAGAAGAGAUAUUCAUAGAGUUGUCACACACACACAGAAAAUUAACAUUAGAUUAACGUUAACUCUUUUUUUUUGACAUGCAGUCUUAUCAUCACAUCUCCCUUAUUUAGUACCAAGUCCAAAAUAGAAAUGAUCACAAAUGACGAAUAAUAACUCUAUGAGCUACCUGCAAAAUGUAACAAAGUAUUAUAAUGGUUUUCCUCCAUGCCAUCACAAUAACAUCAUUAAACAAGAAAACAAACUGUACACUAAUGGGGCACCGACCACAUAGGCAACACAAGUAAUUUGCGAUUCGACACCAAUAAUCUAGCAGAUACAAGUCAAUACUGUAAGUCAUUUGAAAUACUUUUCUUGCUGCUUGUUGCUAGGCAGACAUCUUUGGGCUCAAUCAUAGGGAUGUAACAGUACACUGAUCACAUCAUGGUUCGGUAUGUACCUCAGUUUUAAGGUCACUCUUCGGUGACUAACUAUGCCACAACAUAAACAAUACAAAAAAGGUCUUUUACAUUAAAAUAACUAUUUUACUAUUGUCACAUUUAGAACUAAACCUUGUGUGUGCACGAAUUUCCCCAC